Molecule: messenger RNA, 1269 nt
Organism: Pollicipes pollicipes
Lineage: Eukaryota; Metazoa; Arthropoda; Thecostraca; Pollicipedomorpha; Pollicipedidae
Gene: Snap25
Product: Synaptosomal-associated protein 25kDa
Exons: 8
Coding region: 282-908 (208 amino acids)
Biological process (GO): exocytosis; synaptic vesicle priming; synaptic vesicle fusion to presynaptic active zone membrane
Cellular component (GO): plasma membrane; SNARE complex
Molecular function (GO): syntaxin binding; SNAP receptor activity
Source: RefSeq, a predicted model, not a curated record
GACGUGACCAGCCUUGGCCGUGACACCGCCUACUUCGGGUCUGGUCGGGUAUGUAAAACCCGCUCCGGCCCUGCUCAUUGCAGUCUGGUUCAUUGGUUGGUCUCAUUGUUUGGCGUUUGGAUUUUCCGUGUUACAUUGAAUUGUGCGGGGGACGGCGCGGGUGGUUUGGUGGCCAGCAACCUGUCGAGGGCUCCAUAGGCGGAGUCUGCGGGCCGAGUCGCGUCGCCUGGUGAAGACCGCUGCCGCCGUCGCGCCACCCGCACCCCACCCCAACCGCCGUCAUGGCUGCGGAGGCCGAACCGCCGCGCUCCGAGCUUGAGACGCUCCAGAUCCGGACCAACCAGGCCACGGAUGAGUCGCUGGAGAGCACGCGGCGCAUGCUCUCACUCUGCGAGGAGAGCAAGGAGGCGGGCAUCAGGACACUGGUGGCGCUGGACGACCAGGGAGAGCAGCUGGACCGGAUCGAGGAGGGCAUGGACCAGAUCAACGCCGACAUGCGCGAGGCCGAGAAGAACCUGACCGGCAUGGAAAAGUGCUGCGGUCUAUGCGUGCUGCCCUGGAAGAAGGGCGGCCAGUUCAAGGAGGACGACGGCACCUGGAAGGGCAACGACGACGGCAAGGUGGUGAACAGCCAGCCGCAGCGGGUGAUGGACGACCGGAACGGCAUUGGCCCCGGCGGCGGCUACAUCGGCAGAAUAACCAACGACGCGCGUGAGGACGAGAUGGAAGGCAACAUGGAACAGGUGAACACGAUGGUCGGCAACCUGCGCAACAUGGCCAUGGAUAUGGGCUCAGAGCUGGACAACCAGAACCGGCAGGUGGAGCGGAUAAGCGCCAAGAGCCAGUCGAACGAGGCCCGCCUGAAGCUGGCCAACGACCGGGCCAACAGCCUGCUGAAGAACGCGUAGGCGGCCGGGCGGCACCCGUAGGCUGCGCCCGGCAAUCCGCACCCGCCGUCAGCCCCGCCCGUCGACGCCGCGGCGGCGCCGGCCGGUCGCGAUCGGCUGGCCGGGGACGCGCCUGUGGGCGACGCCGCCUGUGGGCCGGAGACCUGUCCGCUACCGGUCAUCGGGACGGCCGGGGGGCUAGUCUGCGGUCGGCGGUCGGUGCCGUCCAGCAGCCCGUCCCUGGUCAGCCGGCACGAAUGGUGUCUCCCUCGGUCUAUCUGUGCCGGCUAGGGGGGAUAGGGGCUGUUGCCUCCCGCCUACCAGUGACACCUCGCGGCGGCGCGGCGUCGAUGCUUGCCAUCCUCUCUGCUCUCCUCCGACA